AUGGCCUCCUGGACACACCUUAUCCGAUUUGUCGCCGUCGAAGACAACCACAUCCAUCUUGGCCAAUUGGUCAACACCGACCAGGAUGUGGGCAAAGACAGCGUCAACGGGGUGGAUAUCCCUGUGUACCUCAUCCAGGGGACAAUCUUCGAUGGCCGUGUUACGGAUCAGCUCAUGCAUGUGAAGCAGAUCCUCGCUCCCGUGAGCACCGAACAAUGCAAUUACAUUCGCUGCCUCGGACUGAACUACCUCGACCACGCCAAGGAAGCCAACCUCGCCCUUCCGACGGUUCCUAUCCUCUUCACUAAGCCACGUUCGGCCCUCAUCGGCCCGUAUCCUGCCGCGAUCAAUGUCCCCAAAUGUGCCCAGGAUGGCACCAGCGACUAUGAAUCCGAGUUGUGUGUGGUGAUUGGUCGUACGGGACGGGAUAUCCCCGAAGAGAAAGCCUUGGAUUAUGUUCUGGGAUAUACGGCUUCGAAUGAUGUAUCUGCUCGGACGUUGCAGUUGGCUACUGCUCAGUGGUCGUUUUCAAAGGGUUUGGAUGGAAGUUGUCCGAUUGAUCAGAAGAAGACUAAUGCGGAGAUUCUAUAUACAGGUCCUGUUCUGGUCUCACCAUCAGUGAUUACCGAUCCUCAGACUCUUCGCAUUCAGGGUAUACAUAACGGGGUUGUUGUCCAGGAUGGACAUACUAAAGAUAUGAUCUUCUCCAUUAAGAAGCAGAUUUCGUACCUCUCCCAAGGGACUACGUUGGAAGCGGGGACGAUCUUCCUCACUGGCACACCGGCGGGAAUUGGGUACUUCAAGAAGCCGAGACAUGUUUUGGAGGAUGGGGAUGAGUUUUCGGUGACGAUUGAUAAGAUUGGUACUUUGACUAAUAAGGUACGCUAUGAAUAG
Aspergillus aculeatus ATCC 16872 is the source of this 894-nucleotide messenger RNA. RefSeq names its product fumarylacetoacetate hydrolase family protein. Gene Ontology annotation, molecular function: catalytic activity. The transcript has 3 exons. Lineage: Eukaryota; Fungi; Ascomycota; Eurotiomycetes; Eurotiales; Aspergillaceae. Bases 1 to 894 code for a protein of 297 amino acids. The record is from RefSeq and is a predicted model, not a curated record.